AUGGCCGAUGUAGAAGCUGUUCAAGAAGAUCUCUAUGCAAUCUACGUCCAACCGGCUAUUGGAGAGUUGAUUGGGACGGGACUUUUUGUGCUAUUUGCUAAUUUGGCCAGUACACCAUCUCCUGAUAGGCCCAUCAAUUAUUCGCUGAUCUCGGGUUUGGCAUUAUUUAUUAUUCGUGGAUUUUUCGCUGACAUCACUAAUGGGCAUUUCAAUCCAGCGGUUUCGAUUUCUCAGGCCCUAGUUCGACGUUUAGAUAUUGCCAGUGCUAUAGCUUUUGUAGUUGUACAACUUGCCGGCGGUCUUUUAGGGGCCGUUAUUUUUCGUGCCCUGAUGACUGAUAUGCUCUAUAUGGAUUACAUGUACGACAUAAUUUUCAUUUCUGAUGAAGUGAAGACUAUAACAAGGUCGCAGGUGACAGUAUCAUACUUCUCAAUUUCCCUGAUUGGGCAGUCAGGGAAUUUUGCUCAGACAUUAGCCAAUGCAGUUGUUUACUAUGUUUCCUCUGGGGAUCCAACUGCAGUUGGAUAUCUCUACCUCCACAUCUCGGCCGCUCUCAUAGCCAUAGUGCUGACGUCUGCGACUUGGUGGUGA
Messenger RNA from Haemonchus placei, 591 nucleotides. NCBI's taxonomy places the organism in Eukaryota, Metazoa, Nematoda, Chromadorea, Rhabditida, Trichostrongylidae. The record is from the annotation of a GenBank genome assembly.